This is a messenger RNA of Athalia rosae (coleseed sawfly), 4911 nucleotides long. RefSeq lists its product as uncharacterized. Gene Ontology annotation, biological process: response to oxidative stress. NCBI's taxonomy places the organism in Eukaryota, Metazoa, Arthropoda, Insecta, Hymenoptera, Athaliidae. The coding region runs from base 499 to 4740 and encodes 1413 amino acids. The record is from RefSeq and is a predicted model, not a curated record. The transcript is spliced from 6 exons. Gene Ontology annotation, molecular function: heme binding; peroxidase activity.
CAUAGCCGCCGUCACUUUAAGCGGUUUGUGAGUCCGACGAUUGUCUCGUUUUUUUUUUUUUUAAAUAUACACAUUCUCCAAAAAUUUCUAUCGUACCUGAUUUACAAAUUUUGAUUUUGGUUUGUUUCGAUUUUUUUCUAACAUAAUUCUCUCGUUUCGUUAAAAAGAUUCUGGUGCAAUUUUCAUAGAAGUAUAACAACUUUAAUAAUCGACAGAAAGAAGGAAAAAAAAAAAUAAAUAAAAUGAUGAGAUGAUCAUAAAUAAAAAUAAUAAUAACAUCAAAAACAGUAAAUAAUAGUAACAAUAACAAUCGUUACAAGUGUCGAAGAACGGUAGAAGAAGAAGAAAAAAACUACUGUGAAUUGCAAAGAUAUACAAGAAAGAAGAAAGAAAAUUCAAAUGUCUUUUUUGGUGUAAAUUAAUUUUUUUUUUCUCUAAUAUAAUAAUAGUGUGGAUAUAUAUAUGUUUAUAUAUAUAUCUGAAUUCUAAGCCAUCAGGAUGAACAGGAUAACGUGUAUAGGGAUGAUAAUCGUGGGCCUACUUGCGGCGGUUUUGACGAUCGCCUCGGCACUGUCACCGGCUAUAUACCAAUUCAAUUUAUCAGAAUACGUAGCCGGCCUGGACGAAGAUUUACAAGCGAGAGCAGUAGCCGCCUUAGAAGCGGAACGUCAAGCGUACCAAUCGAAAACAUGGUUGGAGGACAGAAUCGGAACGGAUGGAACGCCGUGUCGAAUUCGUGCUGAACGUCCGUGUCCCCCGAGCAAAUAUCGAACACCUUCUGGUGCUUGUAACAACGUACGUCAUCCGGCAUGGGGCGCGAGAGGAUCGCCGAUGCUGAGUCUGAUCGGUCCGGCGUACGCGGACGGUAUCAGCAGACCCAGGCAAUCGGUUGGCACGCACGCCUUGCCGACGCCGUUCGAAGUGGUCUCGACUCUUCGUCGGGACCAUUCUCACCACGAGGGAUUGUCAAGUUUGACCGGAGUGUGGGCCGAACUUUUGCUGCGCGACAUAGCCGAGACGGUCCACAUCCCCGACUUGGACUGUUGCUCCAACGGCGGUUCGAAUUCGCACGCGGAGUGUUACGCCGCCUGGACGAAUCGGGAGUGUAAAAAUUACACGCGUUCGUUACCCACGCUCACGGCGAACAGCUGCAAAUUCGAAGGAAGGGAGCAGAUGAACGCGGCUUCCGGUUACAUCGACGGUUCCGACCUGUACGGGAGCACCGACGAGGACCUGCACAAGGUGAGGACCUACACUCGCGGCAACGUUGGACUGGCGGCCUGCAAAAGAUGCAAGAAAGAUGGUACCGCGAUCGGUACGCUCUACACGACCCUCUUACUCGAACACAACCGAAUCGCCGACGGUUUGGCGGACAUCAACGAGCACUGGGACGACACGAGGAUAUUCUUGGAGGCCCGACGCGUCCUGAUGGCCGAAUUACAACACGUUACGCUGAACGAAUUCGUACCUAGCAUCCUGGGAGAGGCGGCGUUCGUCAACGCUGACUUGAAACCGGUGAGGAGCGGUUUCUACGCCGGAUAUUCCUCGACCAAUCGGGGAGGAGCCUUCGACGCCGUUGCCCUGGCGGCCCUGCAGUCCCUCUUGUCCUUGAACGCAAGAUCCGUGACCUUGGAAGAACUCCUGACGAGACCCGCCCAUCAGAUAAGCCUGAAAAUUCCGCGCUCCAACGAGGACGUAUGGGACGCCAGCGAGAGGAUGAUCCACGUCGGCAGGGACCACGGGCUCCCGAGCUACCCUCAUUUCGUGUCCUACUGUUCCGGUAGCGACAAAAUCGUCAAUUUCACCGACAUAAAGAACUUCAUGGACGAGAGGGACGUCGACGAUCUCGAGGCGCUCUACGGGACCACGGAGGACGUCGAUCUCCUGGCCGGCGGGAUCCUGGAGAGGCCGACGGAAGCCGCGGCGGUCGGUCCGACCUUCGGGUGCCUGUUGAGGGAACAGUUCGCAAAACUUAGAAAUUCCGACAGAUUCUGGUACGAGAACGACCUACCGCCGUCGUCGUUGACGCUCGAUCAGCUAACGGCGAUAAGGAAGGUCACGCUCUCCGGCAUAUUGUGCAAGAACACGGCUAUCUCGAGGAUACAACCGAUGGCGUUCAUACAGCAGGACCCCUACCUCAACGUGAAGAUAAACUGCGAUCAGCACGGUAUCCUGGAUCUCGCCGCGUGGGAGGAACACCCGCAGCCCGCCGUUCUGGACGACAAUUCGAUGGCCUCGGUUAUGGCUACCGAAGUGGCGUCCGAAAUAACGCCGGAGAUGAUAGCCGCGGCGGUCAGGAAGGCCGAACAGGACCUGGUGGCCAGAAAACAGAUCGAGUACAACGCUUGGCUUGAGCAAAAAACGGCGGAUCCGAAAUCCUCGAUCGGGACAGCCGCCAGUUUUUCCAAGGCUAACAAGGACGCUCUUCUCCUCGCCAACUCUUCGAUAUUGUUCGAACUCGCCACCAACGAGAUAAUAAACGGCGCUCACGGUCUGCGUCGCAGGAAACGACAGAUAUUCGACUCGUCCGACAACGUGUUGGGAUUCCCGAACAACGAUUUCUCCGAACUCCUGCAGAACGUGGACAUAGCCGGCUUUCUGCCCACGAUAAACGACCACAGCCACAAGCACGAGCUCGACUGUCCCCCGGACGACUCCCCCUGCGACUCCACGACGCCCUUCAGGACGCUCAGCGGCCACUGCAACAACCUGCGAAAUCCCACCCUCGGCAAGUCCCUGACCACCUUCGCCAGGCUGCUACCCCCGGUCUACGAGGACGGCGUCUCCAAGCCGAGGAUGACCUCGGUGACGGGUAUCCCCCUGCCCAACCCGAGGGUGAUAUCGACCGUGAUUCACCCGGACAUAUCGAACCUCCACAACCGUUACACCCUGAUGGUGAUGCAGUUCGCCCAGUUCGUCGAUCACGACCUCACAAUGACGCCGAUCCACAAGGGUUUCCACGAGUCGAUUCCGAGCUGCAGAUCGUGCGACUCGGCCCGCACCGUUCACCCCGAAUGCAACCCGUUCCCCAUACCGCCCGGCGACCACUACUACCCCACGGUGAACGUCUCCUCGGGGGCCCGCAUGUGCAUCCCCUCGAUGAGGUCCCUUCCGGGUCAGCAGCACCUCGGUCCCCGCGAGCAGGUCAACCAGAACACGGCCUAUCUCGACGCGUCCGUCGUCUACGGCGAGAACUCGUGCAUCUGCAACGGACUGAGGGGUUUCAACGGUAGGAUGAACAUAACGCGCCACCCGAACCGCGGCAAGGACCUGCUGCCGCAGACCGCCACCCACCCGGAGUGCAAGACCCAGUCGGGCUACUGCUUCAUAGGGGGCGACGGACGCGUCUCGGAGCAGCCCGCACUGGCCGUCAUCCACACGCUCUGGGUGCGCGAGCACAACAGGAUAAUGGAGGGUCUGAGACAGGUGAACCCCCACUGGGACGGGGAGAUAAUAUUCCAGCACACAAGGAGGAUAAUCUCAGCGAUGUUCCAGCACAUAACGUACAACGAAUUUUUGCCACGUAUUCUCGGCUGGAACGCCGUGAGUCUCUACGGUCUGAAGUUGCUGCCCCAAGGUUAUUACAAGGAGUAUUCGCCUACCUGCAAUCCCAGCGUAUUGAACGAGUUCGCCGCAGCCGCUUUCAGGAUAGGUCACUCCCUGUUGAGACCCCAUCUCCCGCGGAUGGACCAGAAUUUCCAGAACAUAGACCCUCCCAUACUACUGCGCGACGGUUUCUUCAAUCCCGAUAUGCUCUACGAAGUGGGUAUGAUCGACGAGAUGCUCCGCGGUCUGGUUUCCACCCCAAUGGAGACCCUCGAUCAGUUCAUCACCGGCGAGGUGACCAAUCACCUCUUCGAGAACCGCAGGAUUCCCCACUCCGGCGUCGACCUGAUCGCCCUGAACGUCCAGAGGGCCAGGGACCACGGCAUACCCUCCUACAACAACUACAGGGCUCUGUGCAACCUGAAGCGCGCCUCGACCUUCGAGGACCUAUCGAGGGAGAUGGCGCCCGAGGUGAUCGCCAGACUGAAGCGCAUCUACGCAUCGGUGGACGACAUAGACCUCUUCCCCGGGGGGAUGAGCGAGCGGCCGCUCCAGGGUGGGCUGGUGGGUCCGACGUUCGCCUGCAUAAUAGCCAUCCAGUUCAGACAGUCGCGCAAGUGCGACCGUUUCUGGUACGAGACGGACGACGUCCACCUCCGUUUCACCGAGCACCAGCUCGCGGAGCUUAGGAAGACCACCCUGUCGAAGAUCAUCUGCGAGAACAUGGAUCAGCACCAGGAGAUGCAGCGGGCGGCUUUCGAUUUACCCAGCAACUUCCUGAACCCCAGAGUACCCUGCGGAUCGAUGCCGCACAUGGACUUCAGCGCCUGGCGAGAAACGAGACACGGCUGCCAGAUAGGGGGCAGAAACGUAGCGGUCGGGGAAUCCGGUUUCCCAACGCCUUGCACCAGCUGCGUUUGCACCGCCGAAGGGACGCAAUGCGCUUCCCUCCGUGUCACCGACUGCAACCAGCUUCUCAGGGAAGCUUCGCGGGAGGCUAUACUCAGGGACGACGUCUGCACGGCCCAGUGUGGCUUCGUUCUGGCCGCCACGGAAGCGUCCGCCAGACUUCAGUUCACCACGCCGAAUUCAUUCGGCGGCUUUCCACCGCAGAGAAAUAAUCUGAGAAAUUCACCGACCCCUUCGUCCUUCAACGGUUUCAAAUUGCCCGACUUGUCGCAGUUCAUCGGUUAAACUUCGUCCUCGAUAUUCUACUGGCCGCAGAACUAUGUGUGAGGAGCGUUCUAGUUGGACUGGAAAAUUGGAAAAUAGGAUUACUAGGAUCGUUCGGGUUCGCUGAAAAAAACAAGGAAAAAAAAAAAACAAUCCCGGCUUGUCGCGUCCUCGCGUGCGUUGAAAAGAAAA